CGUCUUCAUCAUCGCCAUAUCGCCUCACGACCGUGGGACCAACGGCUUAUUUCGCAUCUUCCACGCACGAGACCAUCAAGAUCAUGCGGUCCCAGGUGUUGGAGUUGGAGAUGGCGGACGAGAUUGGGGACGUGGGGCAGAUUCGCAGACGGAGAAGGCCUAAAGCAACAACGACCCUUACGGAAUCAGCGCCAGCGCGAUCGCUCUUUCUUGCCUCAGAGGGGCAUGCUGUGCACUCGCACGAUUUCCAGAGUAUUUCGCAUCCGGGGUUGUCGACUGCGAAUGAGCGGGCUGUGGGACAGAGUUCGGUGCAGGGUCCGCUAUCGUCCUCACCGACGAUCGAUGGCCAGUCGUCCUAUGCGCAUCAUCAGUGGGCGCGACAGAGCUCGAUCUCUGGAGAACAGCAGAGUGGUUCGCGUGGGGCCGUGGCCGGGAAUACGGAUGGACAGAGAAUCGAGAGGCCGAUCCGUGUGGGUGCUGCGUUCGGGGGCGAGGAGAGGCGGCGGCCUGAGCCGGAGUACUAUGUGGGCGAGGUGUUUCGGCAUCUGAUCUAUCGCUACACGGGUGCUAUUUACGGCUACGAUUUGAAAUGUGAGGCAGGAGAAGGAUGGAUACAAUCGAUGGGGAUUGACUCGCUCGUCUAUGGAAGACAUCAACCGUUUUACAAUGCACUUUUAAGUGAUGGUUCAAAACGAUAUGUGGCCCAGGAAAACAUCCAGGUCCUCUUUCGCGAUUUCAGAAAACCAGCAGCAGCAGAUGCGGAUCCAAUUCCUUCCCAGUCCCAAGAGACCCAGGAGACCCGGAUCGACUUUGGAUCAAGUCCAACUGCAGUCCCAAUAGGAUCUUCAGCACCCACUUCAGCAGCCAUAGCAUCAACAUCGCCAGUAGCGUCAAUGUCAACGUCAACAUCAACGACCGCAGGGGCCAACGUACCGGCUGGGACUGCAGACACUCUGCUCCCAGGAAGCCCUUCGUUCAACCUUCGGUUCUCAGAGCUGGGGCCGUUGGGGAUUGAGACUGUUGGACAGUAUUUCGAAGCAUGGGAUGGAGUCCAUGGUCACUAUGUCCUGAAUAAGGAGCUGCGCAAGGUCUACCCGACAGAAGACUAUCUAUAAUAAUAAUUAUUAUUAUAAUAAUAGCGAACCCCUCCCCCCAGCGACCAAAGCACAACAUUGCUCCGAUCGAGGAUCUUCAUUUGCCGAACAAAAAGAGACUUUUUGAUUUUUUAAUGCAAGGGGAGUGUACAUACACGGGAAUUUAUGCCAAAUGACUCUAUGGAUAUGUUUGUUGCUCAAUUUGAAGC
This is a messenger RNA of Gamsiella multidivaricata, 1303 nucleotides long. RefSeq lists its product as uncharacterized. The transcript has 2 exons. The record is from RefSeq and is a predicted model, not a curated record. Lineage: Eukaryota; Fungi; Mortierellomycota; Mortierellomycetes; Mortierellales; Mortierellaceae. Bases 84 to 1115 code for a protein of 343 amino acids. Gene Ontology annotation, molecular function: DNA binding.